AUGGCGAAUAGUAAACCUUGCCGGUCCGUUUUUUCAGGUUACCGCUUGUUCAAGUUAUCUCUUAUUGUUCUUUUUCUCGUUGCCCUCGCGGUGGCCGUCACUGCCGAUGAUUCGAGUUUUCCGACAUCAUACACCUGGAGACCACAGCCCCCUAAGAAGCUCACCAAACCGGUGGUUCUAUUGAUCUCCAGCGAUGGUUUCCGGUUCGGUUACCAAUUCAAGACGGAGACACCAAAUAUUGAUCUGCUCAUAUCCAGAGGAACCGAAGCUCAGACCGGUUUAAUCCCGGUUUUCCCCACCAUGACGUUCCCAAACCAUAACUCAAUCGCCACCGGACUCUACCCGGCUUACCACGGUGAGCCGCUGUGGGUAACCGCAGUGAACCAAGGGCUCAAGGCUGCUACUUACUUUUGGCCAGGAGCUGACGUCCACAAAGGCUCUUGGACCUGCCCAAAAGGAUUUUGCAAAGCUCCUUACAAUGUUUCGGUUCCUCUAGAAGAAAGAGUCGACACGAUCUUGAGCUAUUUCGAUCUUCCCGAGAGUGAUAUCCCAGAUUUCAUGGGGCUGUAUCUCGAUCAACCGGACAUUCAGGGGCAUGAAUAUGGCCCUGAUGAUCCUCGGGUCACGGAGGCGGUCGCCAAGGUUGAUACAAUGAUCGGUAGGGUCAUCCAAGGAUUGAAGAAGAGGAGGGUGUUUGGUGAUGUUCAUGUGAUAUUGCUUGGUGAUCACGGAAUGGUCACUAAUUGUGACAAGAAAACAAUUUACAUUGAUGAUUUAGCAGAUUGGAUUAAGAUACCCGCGGAUUGGAUCCAAGCCUAUAGCCCCGUGCUAGUGAUAAAUCCGCGGUGGGGCAAAGAUGUCAAGAAUCCGGGCGAGAUGAACGCGGAACUCGUAGCAAAGAUGAACAAAGCUUUGAGCUCAGGGAAAGUAGAGAACGGAGAGUUUUUGCAGGUUUACUUGAAGGAGAAGUUACCGGAAAGGCUGCAUUAUUCCGAUAGUUCCCGGAUUCCACCGAUCAUAGGAAUGGUCGGUGAAGGUAUCUUGGUUAGACAGAAUAGAACAAAUGCUCAUGAAUGUUACGGAGAUCAUGGAUAUGACAACAUGUUCUUCUCCAUGAGAUCUAUCUUUAUCGGACAUGGUCCUAGGUUUAAGAGAGGAAGGAAAGUGCCGUCAUUCGAGAAUGUUCAGGUCUACAAUGUUGUUGCAGAGAUUCUCGGUCUCCGACCAGCUCCGAACAAUGGUUCUUUUCUGAUUACUCGUAGCCUUCUCUUGCCCUUUGGAGAAACAGCGCAAGUAGAAUGA
Molecule: messenger RNA, 1302 nt
Organism: Arabis nemorensis
Lineage: Eukaryota; Viridiplantae; Streptophyta; Magnoliopsida; Brassicales; Brassicaceae
Source: the annotation of a GenBank genome assembly